AUGGACGAGGGAGUGAGGAGCCCAGCCGGCGGGCAGCACCCUGGACAGCGCCCGCGGCCGAGCGCAGCCCGGCUUCAGCACCACGGACAGGGCUCCCGGAGGCCGAAUUGUUCCGGCCGCAGCCCGCAGCAUGGACGGGAGGCUAAACGUGACCCCGGAGGCUCUCACCAGGCUCCUGCGAGACACAACAUGAGCAGGCGGGAGUUCAUAGCCGCCUACGGGCUGAAGCCCCUGGUCUACAUCCCCGAGCUGCCUCCCGACGCCAAGGUCAUCUUCCUGGUCCUCUACCUCCUCAUCUUCGUGUUGGCUCUUCUGGGCAACAUCAUCAUCCGAAGGAAAGCCAUGAGGACGGCCACCAACAUCUUCAUCUGCUCCCUGGCUUGCAGCGACCUGCUGGUGAAGUACGACUUUCUCUAUAACCGGCACCACGUCUGCUGUUUGGAGUCCUGGCAUAGCAUUGAGCUGCAUAGAGUCUAUGCCAUCUUUAUCCUGGUCGCCUUGUUUCUGGUCCCACUCACUGCCAUGCAUGCUGCUGCUCUACUCCAGGAUUGGGUAUGGAUCAAGAAACGGAUUGGAGACUCAUCAGUACUAAAUAAUGAAAUGGCUAAAAUAACAAGGAAGAAGAAACGAGCUGUAAUGAUGAUGAUGAUGAUUGUAGUGCUGUUCUUCGCUGCAUGUUGGGCCCCUUUUCAUGUUGAGUACAAUAACCUAGAGGAAGAAUAUGAUGAUGUCACUGUCAAGAUGAUCUUCGCCAUUGUCCAAGCUGUUGGGUUCUUUAACUCUUUCAACAACCCUGUCGUUUACACCUUUAUGAAUGAGAACUUUAAAAAGAGCUUCUUGGCCAUUCUCUUCUGCCAUUUUCAGAACCCUGAGCCAGCUGAUAAACAGGAGCCAGAAGUCAGAGAGGCACAGUAUGCAACCGUCACAUGGUGCCAGCAGGAAAGAAGACAGAAGCAUGCAGAGCCACCUGAGUGCAGACAAGCUGGAACUGAGACUCUGUGA
Messenger RNA from Alligator sinensis (Chinese alligator), 1002 nucleotides. Its product is annotated as pyroglutamylated RFamide peptide receptor-like. The record is from RefSeq and is a predicted model, not a curated record. Lineage: Eukaryota; Metazoa; Chordata; Crocodylia; Alligatoridae. Gene Ontology annotation, biological process: G protein-coupled receptor signaling pathway. Gene Ontology annotation, cellular component: membrane. Gene Ontology annotation, molecular function: G protein-coupled receptor activity.